AUGCUCAACUGUGGAAAUCCGGCAGUAGACCCCAUGUUCAGAGUUAACCAGGAAUGCCUAGCAAAAGUAGUGCAAGUGAAUGACAGCGACUCUCUUCAGCCAUUUGGUGGCAUGCCAGGAUUAAUGGCUGCAUUAGAAACUAAUGCAGAAACAGGAAUAAGAGGGGAUGCCGGAGAUCUUUACCGCCGCCACAAAGCAUUUGGCCCCAACUUAUACAUGGAGCAGACGUGUCCCGUGGUGGUAGAUGGCUUCUUUCGGUUGGCUUUGCAAGGUUUUAAAGAUACUACAAUUAUCCUUCUUUUGUGUUGUGCUGUACUGUCUGCUGUAAUCGGAAUCAAGAGAAACGGGCCCGUUGAAGGGCUUAGGGAUGGAGUAAUAUUAGUUUCAGCCAUCUUCUUUGUCCUCUAUUUUGGUCUUAUCUGUAGAUUGAUCAAGUCCAGAAUGAGACAAAGGAGAUUGUCAAAGAAUAAAAAACACGUUUUUGUUGUACGACAUGGAAAAAUGCCUAAAAUUUCCGAUUCUGAAGUUGUGGUCGGUGAUAUUGUGUGCUUACAGGCUGGUAAUCAGGUCCCUGCUGAUGGAUUAUUCAUUGAAGGCAACUCUUUAUUUAAGCUCGAUGAUAAUUUUUUUCACGGCUAUUCCAAUUAUUACAAAAAUCCUUCUCUUUUUACUGGUGCCAAAGUGUUCCUUCCGUUGACGGUUUACGAACUGCUAUCAGUUGGCAAGAACACGGAAAGAAGUCGGCUAAUGAGAUCACUGAGCAGUACUCAGAAAAAUGAUAACCAAGAAUCCAAACUGCAAAUCUCUAUUGAUAAUACCAACUCCCGUCUGGAGAAAAUUUGGCUGAGUCUUUCGUUAUUCAUUCUUGUAGUCCAGCUUUUCCGAUGUUUCCUGUAUGUAUGUGAUGACAGUUACAACCCAGAUCCAAAGGGUGUGAAGAACACAGUAGAGGAUUUGAUGAAUGAAUCCGCAAAGCUGAUGAAGAAGCAAGGCACCAAAGCGAGUGGAUUGGUUGCUGUUCUUAGCAUCUUACUCUUUGCUUUGAGAGACGGUUUGCCAUUAGGCAUUUUCGUCUCUUUUGUUUAUGCAUCGAAUAAAAUGAAGUCCCACGGGGCAAUAGUUCAAAGACUUCCAUCUUGUGCUACAAUCGGCUUAGUCACCACAAUCUGCACUGGCACAACCAAUGAUCUCGCCUUGCACCAUUCAAAAAUGGCCGAUUUGUGGAUUGGUUUCGAUUGUAUUAAGGAUGUCUCUACAGAAGUAGCUCGAGAAGUCCUUAAAAUUUUGCAAGUUGGAGUUUGUGCAUAUGCUUCUUGCAAUGGCCAAGGAAAUGCUCUUUGCUAUUGGGCUCACCAGGUGCUUGGUAUUGAUUUGGUUGAAUUCAAUAAUUCUUGUACCAUCCUUGAUAUUAAAUCUCCUGAUCUCAACAGGAAUUCUUGUGGUUUGGUGCUAAAUAAACAUAAAGAAGCAGGCAGAGUUCUGCACAUUCAUUGGAAUGGAGAAUUUGAAAAAAUGCUAUCCAUGUGCUCUCAUUAUUGUGAGGGUGAUGGAACAAUGCAUAUCCUAGAUGAAGAUAAAAAGGAUUUGUUGAAUAGAGAAUUUCAGCAAAUUGCAUCCAAUUGUCUCCAGGUCCUGGCUUUUGCUUAUAAACAAAUAAACCAGGAAGAAGAGAAAGGUGAGAUUGAAGAAGAUGAUGCUGAUGAUAAUGAGGAAACCCUAAAACCUUUGGAACAUGGGUUAAUCUUUUUAGCCCUUGUGAGCUUGAAGAAUCCAUAUGCACCUAAGAUGAGACAAGCAAUUCAAGAUUGUCGAGCUGCUGGUGUUGCUUUCAAGUUAGUCGUUGAUACUGACAUAACCACAGCAAGAAUCAUGGCCCUUUAUUCUGGAAUUUUAAGGCCUGAAGAAGAUAUUGAAGGAGCUAUAACUGAAGCAUCUGAUUUCCGCAAGAAAGACAGAGAAGAACGGCUGAAGACAAUAGAGAACAUCCAUGUGAUUGCCAAUACCUCUCCUACUGACAGACUACAGUUUGUGCAGUGCCUAAAAGAGAAAAAUAAGAUUGUAGCACUCACUGGUUUGUGUACUAGAGAUUGUCCUUCUCUAAUAGAAGCUGAUGUUGGGAUUUUCAUGGGCAACCUGAGUGGUGCCGAAGAUGCAGAUAUUGUUGUCUUGAACAAGAAUGUUUCGCCAAUCUUCACCAUCAUAAAAUUGGGAAGGUGCAUACACGAAAGCGUUAAAAAGUUCAUGCAAUUACAAUUGACUCUCAAUAUUACUGCCUUCACUGUCAACUUCGUCUUUGUAAUAGCUAGGAGAGAGGUGCAACUUUUGCCAUUUCAAGUCCUGUGGAUAAAUCUUAUUAUGGAUGUUCUUGGCGCCCUAGCUUUGGCUAUAAGAUUCGUAGAACUGCGGGGAGAAUCCGGUGUUCAGGAUGUGGAUGAUCCGAUCAUAACCAGGACAAUGUGGAGAAACAUAGCAGUUCAAUCCUUGUUCCAGAUCACGAUUUUAAUGAUCGUACAAUUGAAGGGGUCUAAUUUUUUUCACGAAGCCGAUGAGACAGUCAUGAAAUCCAUGACCAACGGCUGUUAUGUCUUCUGUCAAGUUUUCGGUUUGAUCACAGCCAUGAUGAUGUUCAAGUAA
Molecule: messenger RNA, 2634 nt
Organism: Fraxinus pennsylvanica
Lineage: Eukaryota; Viridiplantae; Streptophyta; Magnoliopsida; Lamiales; Oleaceae
Source: the annotation of a GenBank genome assembly